This is a messenger RNA of Acyrthosiphon pisum (pea aphid), 546 nucleotides long. RefSeq lists its product as uncharacterized. The coding region runs from base 1 to 546 and encodes 181 amino acids. The record is from RefSeq and is a predicted model, not a curated record. The transcript has 2 exons. NCBI's taxonomy places the organism in Eukaryota, Metazoa, Arthropoda, Insecta, Hemiptera, Aphididae.
AUGACUGCAAAUAGAAUGGACAAUGUAUAUGGAUUGAUUAAAAGAUUGUCAAGAUUAUCGAAGCCAAGAAGCAAAAUUGUUAAAGAUAGGAAUGGGCAACUGAUUCUAGAUGAAGGUGAAAUAGCAACGAGAUGGAAGGAGUACAUAGAAGAUCUGUAUGAAGGAUUGAUAGGAGAAGACAUGAAUAUUGAAAAUAUAAUCGAGGCAAACAAAGAUGACUUAGGGCCAAUCAUAACAAAAUGCGAAUUCACUAAAGCACUAAAAGAAUUGAAACAAGGUAAAGCAGCAGGAAUAGAUAACAUCCCAGCAGAAUUAUUAAAAAACGUUGGAAAAUAUACCGAACAUAAACUAUUUGAAAUGAUUGAGAAAAUUUAUAGAGAUGGCAACAUUCCGAAGGACUUUACCAAAAGUAAAAUAAUACUUAUCAUUAUAAAAAAUAGGAUACGAAAGAAAACCGAAGAAGAACUCGAUGAAGAUCAAUUCGGGUUUAGACAAGGAAUUGGUACAAGAGAAGCAAUUUUAGAGUACUCGCGUAAAGAAGGCUAA